This is a messenger RNA of Alosa alosa (allis shad), 10057 nucleotides long. RefSeq names its product EH domain binding protein 1-like 1b (gene ehbp1l1b). Bases 708 to 8705 code for a protein of 2665 amino acids. The transcript is spliced from 30 exons. The record is from RefSeq and is a predicted model, not a curated record. NCBI's taxonomy places the organism in Eukaryota, Metazoa, Chordata, Actinopteri, Clupeiformes, Clupeidae. Gene Ontology annotation, molecular function: protein binding.
GCUAUGCCAAGCACAAAGCGAGUGAGGUAGUAGGUACUAUGAACCCAAUACAAAGUCUAGUUUGUAUGCUCUUCCCGAUUGCAUUAAAACGAGAUAGCGCGACAACAGCCCAGCGUUGACUGUCUCAUCACUGACGUUUAAAAUGCCUCUCCCUCUGCUGUAAUAGUCGACACUUCUCAUCCGUACGCACGAACGUAGGAAAUAAUAACAUGCACAGUGGUGUUUGUACACAAGGAGUGCUCGUUCGUUUAGUUAGAAUGGUUUGAUCGCAAAAAUCCAGUGCUCAAGUUUUAAUUUCGCCGCGUUUUAACCUUGGAUUUACUCUUUAUUGGAUCACGUUUGAAGGCUACCCACUCACGCGCUGGCGAGAGUUUGAUGAUUUUCAGUUAGGCUACUGGAAUUACUAAAGUCGUUCACAUGUUGAACGCCAAAGUAGAUUCGGUUCCUCUUCUUCAAAUCGAUACCGUUGUUUCCGUACAUGGCACUUUACGUAUUUGAUGGCGAUGGCGGCAGUUUUGUGGAACUUCAGUGCUGGCUGUUUGCUUUCUGGAAGUUUUGAUCAAGGACAUAUUUUGUAGGACAGUUCACAAGGAGUUGCGUGAACUCAUAAUUGACGCAAACUUUUGCUGCCAGCAGUCGUGUGUUCACUUGCAUCGGAGUGAAGCGCAACAGGAAAGUGCUCUGGACCUUUCCCUUGUAAAUAAAAUAUGACUUCUGUGUGGAAAAGAUUACAACGUCACGGCAAAAAAGCCACCAAAUUUCAGUUUGUCGCGUCUUAUCAAGAACUUGUUUUGGAAUGUACAAAAAAAUGGCAACCAGACAAACUGCGAGUGGUAUGGACCAGAAGGAACAGACGAAUCUGCUCCAAGCUUCAUGGGUGGCAGCCAGGCAUAAAGAAUCCGUACAGAGGCAUGGUGGUCUGGCCUGUACCUGAAAAUGUGGACAUCACUGUGACACUCUUCAAGGACCCUCAUGCGGAUGAAUUUGAAGAUAAAGACUGGACAUUUGUCCUUGAGAAUGAGUCCAAGGGCCACCGGAAAGUUCUGGCCUCGGCCGACAUCAACCUGAAGAAGUUCGCCAGCCCGACACUGACACAAACGGACCUAACGCUGAAGCUGAAGCCGCUGUCGGUGAAGGUGGUGGAGGCCACGCUGAAGCUCUCGCUCUCCUGCGUCUUCCUCCGCGAGGGCAAAGCCACUGAUGAUGACAUGCAGAGUCUGGCCAGUCUGAUGAGUGUGAAACCCUUGGACAUCGGGAACCUGGAUGAUUUUAACGAAAGUGAUGAGGAUGAGGACAAGCGAUCCAGUACUGGAGCCUCCAUCGGUGCUGCAGCACCUCCUCCACCUGUGUGCCCAGUGCACAGCCAAGAAAAGAAAUCUGCUUUUGUAAAGCCUUUCCCAAUAGCCAGUGAGAAAGAGAGGGCUGGCCGUGGCACCCCUUUCCGUCUCCCUGGCACAUUCACUAACCCUGAUACCCCGUCACGCCCUCCAUUGCCCACCCCGCCCUCACCCCGUGGCAGACCUCCGCGCCCACUCAACCCUCCCGGGCUGCCAGCGCGCCCCUCCCCUGACCCUCACUCCACUGCAGCUGCUUUCGGGGCCCAGCCCCCGUCACUGCCCAAAAUCUUCCAGCCCUCUUCUGGCACAGUGCCUGUCUCUUUCCCACGGACACCUCCAAAGCCCCAGACAGUCCCUGCUCUGAGCCCUGUGGCCCCCGACUAUCCUCAAAUCAGACCCUGUGGCUCAUCUUUCGCUAAAUCCACCUCACUUCCUCUCUCUCAGCCUCCCUCACUUCCUGCUGCUGCUUCCACUAAAGCUCGCUCAAACAUCUUCAAGGCCAAAAUAGUUCCUGGUCAGCGGCCCUCCUCCCCCACACUCUGCCCUCCACCCCCGUCUGACGCCCCCCUCUCGGAGCGCACCGUCUCCCUGGCCACCCUCUCACAGAAAGCCCCCACCCUCCUGAAGAUCCUCUCCACUGGCCCAGAGCCAGCCAUCCAUGCAGUGCUGGUCCCACCGAGUGAGCGGAGGGCAAGCGCUGCCCCAUCCUGUGCCCCUCUCCCGGGGCAGGGUCCCAGCCCUGGCCUCUCCUCCGCCUUCUUCUGUCCCCUUCCCACUGACCUUGUAGCACCUGUCCCCUUACUAAUCAGCCCCAACCUGGAGGCGCUGUGUGACCCUUCCUCCUCCUCUUCCUCCCCCUCUGCUUCUCCCGCCUCUUCUCUGCUCUCGCUCUCUCCUCGCUCACCUUCGCUGCCCUCCACGGACCUCUCCUCCAUGUCCCCUCUGCCCUGUCUUGACCCCUCCCUGCCUUGCUCGGCCCCCGCCUCUGCUCCAGAGUUCUCUGUCUCGCCUCUUGCUACGCUCACUGCUCCACCUUUAUCUGCUCCGCCCUUAUCUGCUCCUGCUGGCUUUGCUUCUGCUACCGCCACCAUCUCCACCUCCCCUGACUCCAUCAGAGUUGGCCAGUCAGAAAUGCACAGGGAACUGAGCACACUAACAGAGGAAGAACAACCAGGUUUACCUACACGUGAUCCAUUGACGAAGCUUGGAGCUCAGGGUUCCGAUGCCAAGCCUUUAACUCUGACCUGCGGGGAUGAGUCUCAACGCUCCUCUCGCUCUGUCGGCAGCAUCAGCAUUGCUAACCAGCAAUCCUCGCCAUCUCUGCCCAGCACAGACCAGGAGAAGAGAGGGAUGCCAACCGUGCACACACGUGUCACCAUAGACACAACCAAAGACCUUGGGCAGGGAGCUUGCCCGGCAGCAGCUGAAGACCAGGGACCCAAGGCAAUUUCAGCUGAUGUCCCUCCUCCCUGGCCUUUCUCUGCCCCUGACAGGUCACCGGCAGCUCCAAGUACCGUAGUCACCAAAAAUAUCCAAAAUCCAACCACAGAUGUCUUUGUGGUGGAGAAGCCACCACUGGCGGAAGAGGAGCCUGAUUUCAAGGAGCCGGCCACAGAGACAGAAAAGCCCAGUCAACCAGUUAAAAUCAAUGCAAAGGUGUCAUCAACAGACAAAACACCUCUUGUUUCAGAAAAACCACCACUGGCUGAGCCAGAGCCAGAUUUAGAGAACACUCAUUGUAAGGCACUAGUCAUCCCAGUGCUGCCUGGGGGCGUUAAAGCGAAGCCUGAACUUAAAAAAGAGUCUGAAAUCCCUGCGGGAAUAAAGAAACUUGAUAAAUUAAUCCUUGAGAGAGCACUACCCCCUAGUGCUGACCUCAACAGAUCAGACGAAGACAAGGAAAAGAUGAAAAACCUGUCAGCCCUUUCUCCCAUGAUGGAGUCUAGCACUGCUGGGCCUGGGGUAGCAUCUAGUAAUCAGCCGGAUGUUGCCCCAAAGACAAAUAUCUCAAAAGAAAAACGACCUCCAUGGGUUGAGCAAAUAUUUCUCCCCAGUGAAGAAAAGGGCUCCAAAGACAGUGAUCACAAACAAAUGCCUGAAAGAUUCCCCCAAUUUGACUCAAAGGUGGUGGAACACAUAAAUGCCAAUGAGAACAAACGCACUCAGGAGCUAAGGCCAGGACUGGUGAUGCAAGACUAUAAACAGAAGAAUGCAACUGAUAUUGUUGAUGAUGAAGGCUUAAGAGAAAUGGCUUCAACAGUCGAGUCCCUUCCACUAGCAAGUAAACAGGGCACUAGCAAAAAAGUGGAAGAUUCCCAAAAGAGUGCUGAGUUGGCAAAACAGGCAGUCCAAACAGAACAGCCCAGUCAACCCAAAAGCAAAGACACCCAUGCCAACAAUUUACCCAAGUCCCUGGACCUUCUACCCUCAGCCACAAAAUCCACUUCAGAGAAUUCACAGUGUACAGAACCUGGUAACAGCGAGAUAACCAUGAAAAAGUCUGUAAAAGACAAAACAGGAACAGUCAAUUUGGAUAUGCUAGCCUCGAAACAGGAAGUAGUCCGUACUGAACGUCCUCUCUGGGCUGCCCUGGAAGAGAAGAGUAAGGGAUCUGUACCAUUGGUAAUUAAGGAGACUGUUCCUGAUAAGUUGCCUGAUGGUAAACAGGAGAACUUAGAUAUGGUCUCAGCUCCAUCUGAACAGGAAUCCAUAGACACAAGACCAAUCAAAUCCAUACCUGUCCUAUCACAUGCCAAAAAGGCAGAAGUCAAGAAGCUUGAGGGUGACCCAAAAGAUCUCAAGUCCUCACCCUCUGCUCAGCUGGAGAUCCCAUCUCGCAAAUCCAGUCAACUAGAUAUCCUGUCCUCUGUUGGAUCCCAACCUCCUGCUCCCGAAACUAGUACCAAGGGAGCAAAGCUACCGUUAGAGAAGCUCUUACCAGCCAGCGCUAGUCUGCCUUCUCCAUUUGGGGCAGAGCAUAGUGAGUCAGAGUCAGAGGAUUGGAAGCCUCUUCACAUAGUGGAGACUCCCACUGAAGAAGAGAGACCACUAUGGGCCGCUGUAGAGGACAAAGCCAAAGAUAGAGGCAAAGAGGCAGAGGGCCCAAGCUCCGGCUCACUGCAGGGUACCAGUGUUUCCCCGGGAGGGGGAAGGACUGAACAAGAGGCAGUUCUUCAGAAGAAGACACAAAAGACGACUUCUUGCAUCUCAACAUCUUUGGACAUAUUAGACAAGAAUACACCCAAGUUGCCAAUGGCCUACAAAACAUCAACUGAUAGUGCCCCACCAAACACUUCUCAAACUGCUUCUUACUUUGAGCUGUCAGCUGAGAAAUUUAAUCCAGAUAGCACAGGCAGACCCAAAAAACCCUCACCUGAACCAGGUAUUAAAUCUACCUCCUUAGAUCAGCAGGUUAACGUUAGUGAUGAGAUCAUAAAUCAGAAACACAAAGACUCUGAAUUAGCUGCUCCCAGAGAGUGUAUUGGAGUGUUGGAGACAGAGGAGUCAAGAGAAGCAACCAAGGAGAUAUCAGAGGAAUCCGAUGUCCUAGCCAGGGAAGACGAUGACCCCUCCGUGGGGUUCAUGAGCACUAUAGUGGGUGUUCUGUAUAAAGGUUAUGAGACGGUGACCUCCAUACUCCAAUAUGUCCCCUCUGAACCUGACCGUGUCAGUGUUGAUGGAUCAAGCAUUCACGAAAGCACAGAGAUCGACAUCCUCCCACCUGAGGAGUUUUGCGACGCUCUAGAGGAUCCCCUGUCUGAGGACGAAUGGCUAGAACCCCCAGAUGUGUUGCCGUCAGUAGUCAAGGAGCGGAGCAUUCAUAAAACCAAGCUCGUUCCGAGCGGUAGGCCUCCCUCCAUUAGUCUGGUAGAGAGUCUGCGGAAGGCUGCCUCGGAGGAAGCGAAAGCUAGAGGUGAAUCAUAUGAACAGCAGCCCAACGAUGACAAGAAGACAACGGUGCCCAGAGAUAAAGAGAGUGAACAUCUAACCACUGCAUUUUCUAAAGCGAAAGAAAACAGAGAAGUAUCUGUGAAGAGCAAUAAUAAGGCUGAAGAUCAGCCUCCAGUGAUAGCAACAGACCUGGGUCAAAUAGCUUAUGAAGAGCUCACAGAGAGAAAAACAGAGGAAGAGCCUUUUGUAGGGAGGAGGUAUAAAGAAAAGUGGGGGAUAAACAAACAGAUUCAUUCCACCAACAGCCUGGAAAACUUGAAUGAAUUGGAGUUUGUUCAAGGCCAUGAAGACAUUGGCACAGUUUGGGAGCUGGAUUUGUACAUGGACAGGGGCUCAGAGCAAAGCCCUGUGCCUGCAGCACCACAGACUGGUUUUCUCACUCCCUUCACUCCUACUGGCUCCCUCACAAAGCAUAAGCCACCAUCAACUGAGCUGUGUGUGGCACCACCACAGUCAGGCGCAGAGAUCAGAUCAGGGCAAGGGGCCAGCUCUGUGGACUCCCAUAUCCUACCCGACCUGAGCAAGACUCUAGCAGAAAAAGACAGUCCUCUGCCAGAGGUUGACACUGUCAGGUCUUCUCCUCGUGUGAAAAAACAGAAAAACAUCUCCAUGCCAAUGCCACUCCAGGAGGUAGGAUCAAGUGUAACCGUGAAAGAUACACAGUCCACCGAGGAGCCUGAAAGGCUAGUUUCACCUCAGCAUGGCAAAAAGAACAAGCCCAGCCCUUUAAACCUAGAGAGAGAAACCUCACCAGAAUGUGGUCUGCAGUCUGAAACAGUCCCUGAAGCAGUUGAGAAUAAGUGUUGUGAAAAGGGCAACAGCGCGUCAGAGACGACAGUAAAUCAAGUGGAUAAAGAAGCCAGGAGAUCUCCCGUCCUCGCCAUGGCAACCACACCCUUGGCCAGUGUGCUUGUAACAGCCCGAGAGGCCCAUGAUGAAAAGACAUUCCAGGAGGGGAAGGAGGCAGAGGAGACUGUUUCGGGAAGAGACGUCUCUCCAAAAAGCUCCGUGGUACCCUGGCCACUUCCCCCCUCUCCGUCUGAGGAGGCAGCCCCCCAAAACGUCUCCAGUCUGUCCGAGGAGGAGAACGCGCUGCUGGCCAAGAUACUUCAGAUGGGACGGGAGUCACCGGAGCCGCCCGAGUCCGAGCCUGUCCCCCGCACCAGGAAGCGGCUUGCUUACAUCGCCCCGGACGUUGCCUCCACUCCUAGCCCCCCACCGACACCACAGCCAGAAGUGAAGCCGGGCCUGGACGAGACUGAGAAAUCUCCCACCGCCCCUGAAGUAACAGAGGGAAAAGACAGCCCUGUCCCAAAUACGACAAUCCGCCAGGAAACCAGCAAAGAUGGUGGGCAUGAGAGCGUGGGGCCUGCUUUGGAUGAGAAGGUGAAGGAAAUCAAAACUGAGCCCUCUCUCUCGACCCCUGAUUUGUUGUUGAAUACCCUCCCGGCAGUGACUAUCCUAGAGGCUAGAUUCGAGAAGACGACCGGUGACAUAUCCCCCUCGUCUCAGACCACUGGGGAAGAAAACCUCAGUGUGGAAAAGCCCAAGGACACUGUUGAAAGUGCAACCGUUUCAGGCACAGAGGUUAGCAACGAUGGUGCUGAGAACAAGGACAGUUCUGAAGCAGCAGCCCAGGUUUCUCCUAGCAGCGACAUCUUAAACAGAGACAAGGAUCAGGGGACAGGGACUGAACUGGGUGUUGUGGAGGAAGAGGAAAAACAGGUAGAGAAGGAGGAAGAAACUCACACAGAGAAUGUCAUGGAAGAAUUCCCCAGAUCUCUGCAGGUGAUUAAGGAGGAACCUUCGGACCCCCAGGUGUCUUCUGGCCCAGAUUACCAGCCUGCUGAUAAUAUAGUGGAGUCUCAGACCAAUGGCCAGGGUUCACUGGAUACGACUCCCUCCGUUACGGGUGCACCACCAGCUCUGGAACCUCCCAAGCGCAAUAAGAAGAAGACCGUCCCUCCUCCAGUAGAUCUUCAGGAGGUGGGAGAGACUGAUGGGAGCACCACUGAGGCCUUGCUUCAAGCCCAGCAGAUUUCCAACCCCAUGAUCAGCCCUGCUUUGGUCAACUCCAGUCAGUCUCUGCUAGAGUGGUGUCAAGAGGUCACUAAGGAGAACAAAGGAGUGAAGAUCACUAACUUCAGUACAUCUUGGCGUAAUGGCCUGGCCUUCUGUGCUAUCCUUCAUCACUUUCACCCUGACAAAAUAAACUUUGAAAUGCUGGAUCCCUACGAUAUCAAAUCAAACAACAAAAAGGCCUUUGAUGGGUUCGCUGCUCUGGGCAUCGCCCGCCUUCUGGAACCUUCCGACAUGGUCCUCCUCUCCGUCCCGGACCGGCUGAUCGUGAUGACGUAUCUCUGCCAGAUCCGCGCCCACUUCACGGGCCAGGAGCUGAGUGUGCUGCAGAUCGAGAAGAACAGCAGCCAGACCAGCUACACGGUGGCCGAGCCCAGCAAGGACUCUGACGCGGACGCCACCGCCCGCUUCUGCGCCCAGCGACUGCAGGCUGGCACGAUGCUGACGGCCGAGGGUGAGGAUGGCACUGACGGAACAGCCAAGCCCGCCACAAACCUGGUGGCACCGCCGCGGACUAAGCGCUUAAGCUCAAGAGAGAGAGAGGAGAAGGCCAACAGGGAAGGUGGCGAGGCAGAGGGAGAGGGGCAGACACCGGUGGCCCCUCCCAGACCGAACGCGUCCGCUGCCAAGUCAGGCUUUGGCCAUGUGCGAGAUGCUGACCUGGUCAAGAAGCGUCGUCUGCGGAUGAAGAGCGAAUCCUUAGAUGAAGCAGAUGGAGUAGAGCCUGGGUCUCCCAAAGGAGAUGAGGUUUCUAAAGGCGAGGGGAAAAAUGGCUUCACAGCUGGGAAAGAGUCGACAGAGCACAGCAAGGAUAAGAGAGAAACUGACGAAGAUACUCUGCGCCUGCAGGACACAAGUCAGUAUGUAGUGAGUGAACUGCGAGCUCUGGAGAACGAGCAGAAGCACAUCGACAACAGAGCCGCCAUAGUGGAGAGGAGACUACGAUGGCUAAUGGAGACAGGCAGUGAUCGUGAUGAGGAGGAGAGGCUGAUCCAAGAAUGGUUCAUUCUUGUGAACAAGAAAAAUGCUCUGAUUAGGAGACAAGACAACCUGGAACUCAUGCAGGAGGAACAGGAUUUGGAGAGACGAUUCGAACUAUUAACCAGAGAGCUCAGAGCCAUGAUGGCUAUUGAGGAUUGGCAGAAGACACAGGCACAGCAGCAUAGGGAACAGCUGCUGCUGCAGGAGCUGGUGUCACUGGUGAACCAGCGUGACGAGCUCGUGCGGGACAUGGAUGCUAAAGAGAGAGGGGCCGUGGAAGAAGAUGAGCGCUUGGAGCGAGGUCUUGAGCUAAGGCGACGGAAGUACAGCAAUAAGGAAAAGUGUGUGCUGCAGUGAAGGAACUCUGUGGAAAAGUGUGUGCUGCAGUGAAGGAACUCUGUGGGAAUGAGAAUAUUUUGUGUCAGUGCUCCUAUCUCACACUCCAACUGAAACCCAUAAUUUUAAGAUCAAGACCCAAGUCCUCAAGAUCAGAAAAAAUGGAAAUGUGUCAUUCUAAUUCUGGAUGUUAUGUGGGUUUUCAGAAAUGUUGCAAUUUGGAAAUGAAAACUACCACAGUAUUUUUCAAACACACAAUAUGUUUUUUUAUUGUUACAGGACAGACCUUGUAAAAUAUUUUGGGAGAUUACAAGAUUACACACUGUAAUGUGCUAUCCCUCGUAACUGUACAACAUGAUAACAUUGUGCAUUUCUCUUUGAAACCUGCCUACUUAGAAAUGAGGGGAAUAGCAUGACAAAUUCACUAUGGACCUUGGAAUCAUCAAGUGUCUGGAACGUGAGUGAAAUGAAUGUGACCUCAGAAGUAUUUAAUUCAUCACAGCCUUGUGAUGGAUGUCAUCUAUACAGCAAGACUCCUCUAGUGGAAGUCUCUUAAAAAGCUGCUCUUUUUUUUCUCUCUCUCUCUCUCUCUCUCUCUAUUCUAAGUGUCCAUUGUAACCAAAGCUGUUUGUAUAGCAUUUACUUCCCACAUUGCACUUUGCAAAUACAGUUUUAAUCUGGUUCUUCUGAACUUUGUUGUUAUGUGUGUUUAUCACUGGACCUUGAUAUCGACUUUAUGACAAAUAUGACAAAUGUUAGUCAGCUGGAUAGCAUCUUUGUGUGCAUCUGGGAGGGAAUACAGUGUUUUCAUUCAUGGAAUAAAUUUAACAUUCUUAAUGUCCCUCUCUACAAAAGAAGAAUAUAACUAUAAAAUAUGAGGAGACACAUCUACAUUUUCAUUUUGUACCAGCUUCUUUAAUUGGUAAACUUCUAUAUUUUAAUUUGAAGAACACGUCCUUUCUUGAACCAAAGAGACCUCUAAGACUACUGCCUGUGGCAUAGCAAUAUUUGUUACAUCUAAAGAUUAUUGUCAUAAUUGUUUUAGACUUAAUUAUUCUGUUUCUGAACUUUUGCCAGUUUUACUUACAAAUGACAAACUAUUAUUUUAAUACAUGUGAUGUUGGCAAUUUAUUCAAAACAUUGUCUCACAAUUACAGAAUAACAAUCUAAAUAUGGUAUUCACGUUUCACAAAAAGUCAUUUUUUAUAACCAUCUUACUGGAGUUUAUUUGUCUUUGUUCUUAGAUUGUUUAAAAACAACACAGAAUGAUUUGAGGUAUAUUAAUCCUCUACGCCUUUUGUCAUUCUGUGGUACUGUUGUCAUGUGUUUGAAAUGUUUGAAAUUAAUAAAGUUGGAUUGUUUUUAAAACUAAA